Molecule: messenger RNA, 1139 nt
Organism: Callorhinchus milii (elephant shark)
Lineage: Eukaryota; Metazoa; Chordata; Chondrichthyes; Chimaeriformes; Callorhinchidae
Gene: mrpl19
Product: mitochondrial ribosomal protein L19
Biological process (GO): translation
Cellular component (GO): ribosome; mitochondrial large ribosomal subunit
Molecular function (GO): structural constituent of ribosome
Source: RefSeq, a predicted model, not a curated record
UUUUAGGGUUUCGGUUGGCCCAAGUCAGGCUUUUAAGCUCAUUAAGUGAUGGCAAACCAUCAAAAUUCCAGCCUCCACCAAAACCUGUCAUCAUUGACAAAACCCAGACCGUGGCAUCACAGAGAAGGUUUGUCAGUCCUGAGUUCAUACCACCAAGAGGAAGGACAAAUCCCCUAAAAUUCUUAAUUGAAAGAAAAGAUAUGGUUCAAAGACGGAAAGUCUUAAAUAUACCAGAGUUCUAUGCAGGAUCUAUCCUUGCUGUGACUAUGGCAGACACAUAUGCCAAUGCCAAAACUAGCAGAUUUGUUGGUAUCUGUACCCAGCGAUCAGGAAAAGGAUUGGGGGCUACAUUUGUUCUUAGAAAUGUCAUAGAUGGACAAGGUGUUGAGAUCUGCUUUGAACUAUAUAAUCCUCGAAUACAGCAGUUUGAGGUGCUGAAGCUGGAAAAGAGGCUGGAUGAUAACUUAAUGUAUUUGCGUGAUGCUCUGCCAGAAUACAGCACUUUUGACUUCGACAUGAAGGCAGUUCCUCUUCCGAUUGGUGAUGAGGUCCCAAUCAAUACACUGAAGGUAAAAAUGAAACCUAAACCAUGGUCAAAACGAUGGGAACGUCCAAAGUAUAAAGUUCAGGGUAUCCGUUUGGAACUCUAUCUUACAGAAAGACACAUAGAAUCAGCCAAAAAGCACGAAAAGCCCUGGCUUGAAUAUGAUAUGAUGAAGGAAUAUGAUACAUCCAAGAUUGAGGAAAAUAUCUGGUUGGAACUGCAAAGAGAAAUGAAUAAAUAAGGAACCUCUAAGGUCUGCUAAGAGAAUUGACAUUCCCGUCUUAUCAUUACUAGCACCAGAGACUGAUUAUAAUGUAAAGUGCUUUAUAGCCCUUUAUCCCACAAAAUGUAAAGAUCAUGGAGCAGUAAGUGUCCUUUGCUUAUGGAGUUUAACUGGAGGGUAAUAAAUGUAGAUAAGUUGGUUUAUAGUGCUCUACUUGUGUGGAAGAAUUACUUGUAAAUCAGGCAAAAUGAUUCACAUGCUUGUAUAAUUCAGGUUGUCCGACUACUCAUUUCUUUCUAAUGAGAAGUGCAAACCUUGUACUGUAUUAUUACAAGAUUCUUGCAUUCUUGCAAAUAAAACAAUUUGAAUAUA